Messenger RNA from Botrytis byssoidea, 4251 nucleotides. RefSeq lists its product as uncharacterized. The coding region runs from base 459 to 3782 and encodes 1107 amino acids. Lineage: Eukaryota; Fungi; Ascomycota; Leotiomycetes; Helotiales; Sclerotiniaceae. Gene Ontology annotation, cellular component: membrane. The transcript is spliced from 4 exons. The record is from RefSeq and is a predicted model, not a curated record.
CAUUCAUACUAGAUCUUAGAUCAUUAAACUAUUAUUAUAUUCUAUUUCUAUUCUAAACUUAACAUCCUCACAAACUCACAAUAAAGUUUCAUUUGUUCAUUCAAUUUGAUAUCUCCGCUCCACCUCAAACCCAAUUAUUCUCAUACAAGGGAAUUCCCAGAUUUUCCACCCAUCAAACUACAAGUGAACUAAGAGGAAACUAAAAAUUUAGUAGCAAACAUCUUAUCUAGACUUUCCAAUCUUUUUCAUAAUUCAUUUUCAUUCGUCAAAUUCCAUUUACAUCAUUAUAUUAUUCUUCCCCGUAGUCCUGGCUUUGGCGCUCUGCGAGCGUGAGGCAGAUACGGAAUUUGGAAUAUAGCUUACCAUACAACUUACACAUACACAUACACAUACAUACACAUACCGUCCAUACCUACCUUUACUCUUUAGCUUGUACAUAGCCAUUGGAAUUGGAAAUAAUGUCAUUCCCCUCACCGGCCGCUGCGCCAUCCCGGCGUCGUGGAGAUUCCGUCUCAUCAUACUCAAGUCCCCGUCUGAUCCCUCAUGCUUCGGCUUCGCAAGAUGGUCUCUCUAAUCUGCCAUCCGAUUUGAAUCACGGUUCCUUUCGAGGCCAAUCUGCACAGCAGAAUUCACACACUAAUACUUCCAGCGCUUCACACCAAUACCAGCCUACACGUUCCUUCGUUCAUCUCUCCUAUCGUGGAGAUCCAGUCCUUGUAGACAGCGCACAGUAUGCCCGCAGCGUUAGAGAAGAUACGGCCGAACUUGCGUCAUAUGCCCUGUCCGACACACCAGCCCCAGGUCCUCCCUCCCCGACCCGAACACGCACAAACCAUCAGAUGCACCUCGAUUCAUACUUCAAUGGAGGCGAAGACGAGUCAAGAUCAAAUCGAGAUAUCGAACAAUCACGUCACGAAACGAUAGAAGAAGUGUCUGAGCCAGUUACCCCAGAAGAAGGCUCCACAAGCAGCCUUCCGCAUAGCGCAUCUGCCAUAACGAACAUGCUGAGAACUUCUCCUCCUAGUACAUCACUGCCGAAUGAAAAUGGAACCUUGGGCUAUGGGGCCAUUGAGAAUGAACAAGGCGAUUCCAAUUCGAGAGACGGCCGCCUCAUAAUUACAUCGCAGGGCGUCAAGAUGGACUCGUCGGAACGUACACCCUUGUUGUCCAAAGUCUCAUCUUCACAUUCUCACCCCGAUUGGAUCAGAGGGGAUCAUGAUCUCGAAGGUUUAAAGACGUCCAGAAGUCCAUCUUGGCCAAAGCUACGGAAUGUUCUGAAAUCAACCAGGGAACGAGGCACGGUCGUUGUCGAAACUGCACUCAACCCCAAGCGCUGGGAUAGAAUGGCGAUAUGGCAGAACUGUGUUAUUGCACCCGCUCAAUCUCUUCCAUCAGUACUUUUGGGAAUGUUGCUUAAUAUUCUGGAUGCAUUAUCAUAUGGGAUGAUCUUGUUUCCUCUAGGACAACCAAUUUUCGAAAAACUAGGUGCUGCUGGCAUCUCUAUAUUCUACGUGAGUACAAUCAUUUCGCAAUUGGUGUUCUCAUGCGGUAUGAGUACAUUCAAAGGAGGUAUUGGUAGUGAAAUGAUAGAAGUUGUGCCAUUUUUUCACAAAAUGGCGUUUACGAUAAUGGAAGUGGUUGGCGAAGAUAAUCCUGAAGCCGUCAUCGCGACAACGAUCACGUCAUAUGCGAUUAGUUCCAUUUUAACAGGUAUUGUAUUCUUCUUAAUGGGAACUUGUGGCUUUGGUUACAUCGUUGGAUUUAUUCCCAGACAUAUACUCAUUGGAUGCAUUGGUGGCGUUGGCUGGUUCCUCAUUGCUACUGGAUUUGAGGUUACAGCACGCCUUGAUGGAAAUUUGAAUUAUGACAUGAACACUCUACACAAGAUGUUCGAGCCAGAUACAAUUGCCCUAUGGGUCAUUCCUUUCUCCAUUGCUCUUUUCAUUGUCUGGUCGCAAACUAAAAUUACCUCGAAAUUUUAUUUGUCCGCUGUUAUCAUGACUAUUCCAGCAGUAUUCUACUUUUUUGUCCUCUCAUUGGAUGAACUAGAAGUACCCAAUUUACGUCGAAAUGGCUGGAUUUUUGAAGGUCCUGAAGCUGAUGAACCAUGGUGGUAUUUCUGGACCUUGUACAAAUUUCACCUCGUUCGUUGGGAUGCUAUUCUCGAAACGGUCCCUGCUAUGUUUGCUUUGACAUUUUUUGGACUUUUGCAUGUUCCUAUCAAUGUUCCAGCAUUGGCCAUCAACGUUGGUGAGGACCAUCUUAACUUGGAUCGGGAACUAAUUGCACAUGGCAUCUCCAAUAUGCUAUCUGGAUUUGCAGGAAGUGUUCAGAAUUAUUUGGUCUAUACCAACUCCAUCCUAUUUAUGAGAUCAGGUGGUAAUCGUUUAGCUGGAAUUCUACUUGCUGCUGCCACAUUUGUAAUUUUGAUGUAUGGACUAAUCUUAAUCGGGUACAUCCCGGUUAUGAUGGUUGGGGCUCUCAUCUUUGUGCUUGGUUUCGAACUUUUGGUUGAGGCUGUGUGGGUACCAAGGAAGAAGUUGAAGCCCCUUGAGUAUUUGACAGUAUGCAUAAUAGUCAUUACCAUGGGUAUCUAUGAUUUCGUUGCUGGAAUCUUCCUGGGUAUUGGUCUUGCGUUUGUAUCCUUGGUAGUCCAGACAUCUAGAAUCCCCGCAGUGAGAGCAUCUUACUCAGGUGAGAUAGCUGGAUCCACUGUUCGUAGGAACGCUACUCAGUCUCGCUACCUUCGAGACGUGGGCCAGCAAAUUCAUGUCACCAAGUUGGCUGGAUAUCUUUUCUUUGGUACCAUCGUCAGUGUCGAGGAACGUAUUCGUGCUUUGGUCGAGGAUGAAGCAUUCACCGAAAGACCAAUCCGUUUCCUGAUAUUUGAUCUCUACCAUGUUACAGGAAUUGAUUAUUCUGCUGCCGAGGCCUUUUUACGAUUAAAUCGAAUCUUCAGCAAGAAGGGUGUCACUUUAUCUCUUAGCGGUGUGGAUCCAGAAGGUCCUAUAGGAAGUCAUCUUAGAUCCGUUGGUCUUGGUCAAGGCCUAGCUAUUGAUGAUGGUAACGAAGUGACCUUAUUUCAAGAUCUUAAUUCUGCAUUAGAGAGUUGCGAAAACGAAUUAUUGAAAACACUUUAUGCCAGUCAACAAGCUCGCGCCAACCGCAAUGGCGCAACCGAUCAUCUAGAAGUGCCCUCAAGUCGAAGUCGCGGCAAAUCAUUCUCACAUUCUUUCGAUACUCAAUUCAGUUCUCCAAGACGUAGUCAACUUUUCCGAAUGGCUACUAAUGCUCUGGAAGAAACUACCGUACCUGACAUUAAAUAUUCUAAUUUCAAAGAACCCCUUCGCUUAAUCCUUCAAACUUUCCAAGGUCUCACCAACAAGAAUGAAGAUUUCUGGUUCCGUGUCAUUCCGUUCUUUACCCGUAAAGAGUAUCUCGCAGGCACAACACUUUACCGUCGUGGCGAACCUGCAAAGGGUUUCUAUCUCCUUGAAGAAGGUAUUCUUCGUGCUGAUUACGAAUUACCUCAGGGUCGCUACUUUGAAAGUAUAGUUGCUGGGACGACAUGUGGAGAACUACCAUUUUUCUCGGAAACUGAUCGUACGGCUACAGUUGUGGCGGAGAGGGAUUGUGUGGCAUGGUUGAUGGAUAAAAAGGAUUGGGAGGAUCUGCAAGAAAAGGAUAAGGAAGUCGCUCAGGAAUUAUUGAGGAUUGGAUUGAAGUUGACAAGUGAGAGGAUGAGUGCUAUUACAAGUUAUGUCUUGACCACUGCUGGAUAGCGAGUGAGGAUUUGAUUACGGGGGUAAUGAAGUCGAAUUAAAGAUUUCUUCUUCUAGACGCGCGGAUGAUGGAAUGCUGUUUGCAAUUCUUGCACUAAGCUACAAAAUGGAGGUUGUAUUUAAUGGACGAAUCGAUGAAUGCAUAUUAUAUUCAUGUAUGUAUGCAUGUAUGAAGGAGAUUUAUCGGUCUACAGUACAUUUAUACUUAUUUUGAAAUACCUAGUAGUAAGUAUAGUGGAAGAUUUUCGAUGUAGUUAAUUUGUUUGAUGGGCUUGGUGUGGUGUGACGAGGUGUGGUUUUUUUGCUUAAUGGCGUUUGGAAUGGAAAAAUGGGAGAAUGGGAGGCUAAAAAGAUGGAAUUUUUGGAGAGGGAAUUUGUGGAGGUACUAGGGUGUGCUGGGGUAUGUUGUGUUUAUGGGGGCCGGUGUAUGGAUGUGGUAAUAUAUUGGGGUGUGGGAAAGGGGUGUCGG